AUGCGUGAAAUAGUAGUCCUUCAUUUGGGCCAGUGCGGGAAUCGUGUGGCGGAAAGCUUCUGGGAAAACAUUUGUGACGAACACUGUCUGGAUCAGGAGGGCUGCUUCAUCGGUGAACACUAUCUGCCGCGGCAACGCAUCAACGUCUACUUCGAUGAGUCACCCUGCUGCAACUACGUACCGCGGACCAUCUUCGCCGAUCUGGACCGCGGUUCGCUGGAUUAUCUGCGCUGCUCCAGCUAUGGGCGACUGUUUUCCCCGGACAGCUUCAUCGGCGGCCAGACAAGCGCCGGUAAUAACUGGGCCCGUGGUUACCACACCGAGGGUGCGGAACUGUUGGAUCAGAUCAUCGAUGCAGCUCGGCGAAUGGUCGAAGGAUGCGAUUGUCUGCAGGGGUUCCAGUUGGUGCACUCGAUUGGUGGCGGAACCGGAUCCGGUCUCGGCACGCUGCUGCUCGAGAAUUUGCGUGAUCUGUAUCCGAGCAAGAUCCGGAAUACCUUCAGCGUCAUACCGUCACCGAAGGUGUCGGAGGUCGUAGUGGAACCGUACAACGCGGUGUUUGCGCUCAGCUCGAUGAUCCAGUCGAGCGAUGAAACGUUCUGCCUCGACAACGAGGCACUGUACGAUAUCUGUGCGAAUACGUUACGCUUGAAGGCGCCCCGGCUGGACGAUCUGAACCAUCUCAUCGCGUCCGCCAUGUCCGGUCUGACGUGCAGCUUCCGCUAUCCCGGCCAGCUGAACUCGGAUCUGCGCAAACUGCUCACCAACAUGGUCCCGUACCGGAAGCUCCACUUCUUCGUGCCCGGUCUCGCUCCGCUCGGGUCCCGCGAAUCCGAAUGCUACCGGCAGACGACCGUCCCGGAGCUGGUGCAUCAGCUGUUCGGUAGCAGCAAUCUGAUGGCCGCCUGUGACCCGUCCCAGGGUACGUACUUGACGGCGGCGGCCAUUUUUCGCGGGCGGCUCUCGACCCGGCUCAUCGAGGAGCAGAUGAGUGGCGUACGGUCGCGGGACCGGCGUCUCUUUAGUGCCUUCAUACCGAACAACAUCAAGUGCGCCAUUUGCGAUAUACCGCCACGGGGGCAGAAAAUGUCGGCCACGUUCGUGGCGAACACGACCGCCAUUACGCAGCUUUUUCGUCGCAUCGCACAACAGUACGCCACCAUGUUUCGCCAGAAGGCCUUCCUGCACUGGUACGUCGGCGAAGGGAUGGAGGAGAGCGAGUUCGAGGGCAUGGAGCAAAAGCUGACGGCGUUGAUCGACGAGUACCGCUCGUACGAGCAGGAAGGCCAACCGUACAUCGUGGAGGAGACGUAA
Anopheles darlingi is the source of this 1314-nucleotide messenger RNA. RefSeq names its product tubulin beta chain-like. Gene Ontology annotation, molecular function: GTP binding; GTPase activity; structural constituent of cytoskeleton. The transcript has a single exon. The record is from RefSeq and is a predicted model, not a curated record. Bases 1 to 1314 code for a protein of 437 amino acids. Lineage: Eukaryota; Metazoa; Arthropoda; Insecta; Diptera; Culicidae. Gene Ontology annotation, biological process: mitotic cell cycle; microtubule cytoskeleton organization. Gene Ontology annotation, cellular component: cytoplasm; microtubule.